Molecule: messenger RNA, 6388 nt
Organism: Cydia fagiglandana
Lineage: Eukaryota; Metazoa; Arthropoda; Insecta; Lepidoptera; Tortricidae
Product: myogenesis-regulating glycosidase
Exons: 11
Coding region: 168-2987 (939 amino acids)
Biological process (GO): carbohydrate metabolic process
Molecular function (GO): hydrolase activity, hydrolyzing O-glycosyl compounds
Source: RefSeq, a predicted model, not a curated record
AUCAAACUUAAAACCAUCAUAAGUAUCAUAACUAAAUGACUUUACAUCGUUGUGAAUGUGUUUACUGAAGGUCAGUGGAGCAGUUAAACUAAAGACCUGCAGUUAACUAAAGUGAUGCGAAGUUGACAACGGACUCAAAUAAGAUUACUGCUGUAUGAAAUACCAACAUGGACGGCCAACCAGAAAUAGCAAAAGGCCUCAACUCCCCCGAACUCAAAAGAAACAAAGAAAUCCCUUUCGUGGACGACUUCAUCGAACUUGACCAUGUCAAGCCAGGAGAACCAACCCGACCAAAACGAGAAACCAAAGAAAUACAUGCUACCGACUUAGGAGAAGUACAUUCUUCACCAGACAGUGAUACUAUAGUAGUUAAUACACCUGAAGGAACGCUUUAUAUAACUUUAGAACCAGAUUCAAGCAAAUCUAGUAGAGUUAAUAGUCCAAGCACGCAAUCGACUGAUCUCACGUCGCCUAGUACUUCUAAAGCUGCGGAAGAGUCUAUGGCUUUGAUACAAAAUGAGAAGGAUAUGGAAGCAGAACAGAGACGGGCGAAUUUGAGGAGGAAUUCGAUUUCGAUGCCGACGCUUCAGAAUUUGGAGUUGGAGGUGCUGAGGCAGCAGUAUCUACAGAAUCCGCAGGAUCAGAUUCCGGAGCACCAUCAGAGCUCAGCGUCAGGGUUCAGCGAUGGGGACCCGCAGGCAGACCACAACGAGACUGACGAUGAUAGAGCCAAAGCACCGCUCCGCUCCCCACGCCGCAAGCGCCGCGGACGCAGCGAAUUCAGCAUGGACGACGAUGACUACUCACCAAACAACUCGGUCGUAUCCGUCAACUCCUUGGCUAGUCUGCUACGGGAAAAGUUGCAAAGCAUCCCUCAAAAGAUCCGCAAGAAGCCGACCGACUACAAGCUCCGCGCGUUCGUCGGUCUCAUGUUCUUAGCUGUUGUGUUCUUCGUUGGCUUCGCGUACGUGCUGUACCAUCAACAAGCCAGCAGCCAGGCAUAUUUCGACGCAGUGCAAUUUAACGAGCCGAAGAGAUUGCUGAGAAUUCAUAGUGCUGAUGACAAUGAGAUACUCAGGGCUAGUCUUGCGGUGAAUUUGCCAGCCAAGCAGAAGGCGUUCCCCUGCCUACCAGCGCACCGUCGUGUCGGCUCCGAGUGUCUCGAAUGGCAACAGUCCGCUCGUUUCUACCUCAAGUGUCUGCCCCAUGACCCUGGCUUAGAUAACACUACGUGCUACUCGGUAGAGUGGCAGGCGCUACGUCAUGACGUCUAUCCCACCGACUGCUUUGACUGGAGCGAAACGAAAACCAACUGGUACGGCGGUGGACAAGCGUCCAACCUCUCUUGGCCUCUCAACAACGGAACCAUUGACUACACUCCCUUUAUCACCGGAAACAUACAGAAAUCACAGUUUGGAAACGUCCUCACCAGAUACCUCAUCAACUCUAAAGGUGCAGCCGUCAUUAUUGACGAAGAAACUCCAUUACAUAUCGCAAUCAAUAAAGGAAUUAAACAAAUAUGCAUCAAAGCACAGCAUGAUAACUUCGCAUACGCCAACAAACUCACAGAAUUCCCUGAGAUGAGGUACAACAUAUGCACUUCAAGAGACAUGAAAUCGUUGCAUUCUUCAAUACACAAUCACCAAAGAGCGCCUUUGUGGGAUGGUCUCAAACCAGCAGAUAUGAUGACCUUGGAGUCUUUGAUAACUGAACCAGUCUGGCAAAUAGCACCAAGGUUCAAGCAUGAACUACAAGCAGAAACCAUUUCAAAAUAUACCGAAGAUGUUAUUAAUCUAGGCUUCCUAAAACAAGGACAUGUUUUGAUUAACGAAUAUUGGCAGAACGAGAUAGGCGAUCUAACUGUUGAUACUAGUAGAUUCGAGACUUUAAACAUAACUGUAGACAAACUACACCGAAGAGGUUUUAAAGUAGCGUUCACAAUCCAGCCCUUCAUAAGCACGGAGAGUAAGAAUUUCGCUGAAUGUGUGCAAAAGAGACUGUUAGUUAGUGAACGAGAAAGCGAUAGAAGAAUACCAGCCUUAACCAGAUUUAAAUCUUUAGCGAGCGCUGGCAUGCUAGAUAUAACUAAUAACAGAACAGUUCCAUGGUUCACUGAAAAGAUACAAGCAGUCAUAGAUAAAUAUCACAUAGAUUCCUUUUACUUAGAUUUAGGGACAGCUUAUGAUAUGCCGAUGUAUUAUCAAUGUGAAAAGCGGUUAAUUAACCCUGAUCAAUACAAGACCAUUUUCACGAAGACAUUUGAGAAAUCCUUAAACAUUAUUGGAGUGUCAGGUGCCGUGUCGCUACCGAGACCGCCUAUCUUUGUGUCACUACCGCCAUUUGAGUCGACUUGGGAAGCGUUACGCUCGGUCAUACCAACGAUGCUGACUUACGGCAUUAGUGGGUACCCGUUCAUCAUGCCUGGUGCUGUGGGUGGAGACAUCUACUGGCCUGGUAGCGAGCAGUUCCUGCCUUCUUCUAAAGGAUUACUAGAGUCAAACGCAACAAGCACAGAAACGAAGAAGCUGCCAGAAGUGGAGUUGUACAUGCGCUGGCUACAGAUGGCGACGUUCCUGCCCGUGAUGAAGUUCACACAUCUCCCCAGCAAGUACAACGACGAGAAGGUGCUGGAGAUGGCGAAGAACUUGACCACGCUUAGGCAGAAGACGAUAACCCCUCUCCUCCUAAAAUACAAGCGCGAAGCUCUAGAAGAAGGUUUACCUCUAAUUAGACCUCUAUGGCUGGUGACCGGUGGUGACCCCUUGCUGGUGGUAAAGGACGAGUUUGCGAUCGGAGACGACAUCGUGGUGGCCCCCGUGCUUUACCCGGGACAGACUACUAGAGAAGUAUACCUCCCAGCGGGCCUUUGGGAAGACGGUAUCGACGGCUCUAUGCGCAAGGGCAGCCGCUGGAUGCACGAGUAUCGAGUACCGAUCAAUCGCGUCGCCUACUUCAAACGGUUACCCAGCGAUUUGCGUUUUCGGUAGCCCUAUUUAAAGAUAACUGAUUGCAGCCUUUAUGCUGUUGAAAUAAGGCUUAUAUUUGUCAGUUUAGAGACCACAGUAGCAUCUUUUGAGUUUCGCUCGUAGUUGCGUCUAGCAGCAGCCAUAGAGUUACGGCUCGGCCACGACAUAGAGCCUUGCGGCGGCGGUAGCGAUAAUCAUAGAUUGGAGCGUGACACAGCGAUAGGACCUUUCGCUCCAACCUAUGGCUAUCGCUACCGCCGUCGCAAGUCGCUGGAUGUCGGGUCCCACUGGGUCCAGCCGUUUGAGUUGAUUAGACGCCCUCAAGUCACUCGGGAGACGCUAGUGUGAGGGCUAUUUUAACAACUACUUGCAUCGAGUUGACUUUACUUCACGACAGUAAGCUUUACAAUGGUCAGUCUAUACAAAGCUGUUAGAUACAGUCAACAGCAGAAGUUGCUAAGCGGGCCAGGUGUUCAAAAUUACCUUGACACGCUCUUAUUAUUUUAACAAUAAAGUCGCGUCAAGAUCAAUUUUAACACCUGGCCCGCUUAGCAACUUCUGCUGCUGACUGUACAAGAGUACAGAGUGAGAUUUAAGUGCGUUUUUUUGUAAAUUUUUGAUGACUUCCUCGUGCUCUUCUUCGCUUUACUGCAAGUUGAAAAACACAUUGUGACGACAUAUUGAAAGAUCUUGAUUUCUCAUCUCCUACACUGCCAAUUGUGUAAAAAUUAAAUGCAAUGCUCUUGUAUUGCAUAAUCAAAGUAAGUUAUAUCUAUUUAUAUUUUAUUAUCUUCAAAGUAAUUUGUAUUAAUUAGGUUCUUGUCAUUGACCUCGUUCUGUACUUUCAUUUGAAUUGUCUCACACAAAAAUUAAAACGCAGUGCAGGUGUUAUUUUAAACGUCAACCUUCUAUGAAACUAUGACACACUAUAACACUGGCACUGCGUGUGCUGUCAAAAUCUCUGUAGACUUUUCUUGGUCUAACUCUAUUAAUUAUCGUUGUUAUGAAACAAAAAUAACAAAUCAAGCUGAGAAUUUUAACUUUAAUCAGCCUACUGUCAACUGUCUUUUACUUGUCAUGUUACUUUCCUCGUCGCUGUAUUGGGGUGUUAGCAUAUUUGAUAGUCGUAAGAUUUUUUCGAUCAUAUUCUUCUGUAUCUAGUCUUUAUAAAUAAUUCAAUGUUAGCAUUUGUGCCAUUUAUUUGAUGACUUUCUAAAACAAAAUAAGAUAUGUGACGUUAUCUAUGAAAAGGGACCUUACGGGCGCUUACGCCAUUAUUAACGAUGCUCCGAUAUAAAUACAAAGCCGCGCGACGACGCUGUGCUGCGUAAGCGCCAUCGACAAUAUAUGGUCCCUUUUCAUACACGGUGUAACACGAGGAAACCGAAUAAUUUUAACCACGCAUUUCUGAGGUCAAAAGAAGGAAAAAAUGUAAUAUAAGUUUAGGUCAACUUCGCCAAAAGAAAAAAAAUUGUUUCGAUUUUAAAUUUUUUGAAUGUAUUUGUACAUAAAAAAUGAAUGUUAUUGGUAAACUUGUCACUUAAAAUUGAUUUUUACAUUUUUUUUCGUAAAACCUACUUUUUGGAAAGUUUUACUUGUCACUUUUCGACAUCUAAGUAUCAAUAAGGAUAUUUAGAUUACGUCCCAUAGCAGCAACAUCACCAUCAAAAAGGCCUUUUACACUAUGUAACAAUAAAAACUUGUUUUUUUAAAUUAAUAUUAUCUCUGACUCUAGGCGAAUUUCAAAAAAGUUUAUAGGACAUUUUAUGUCUCUAAAUAUGAUCAGGAAUACGCUGUCAAAAGAAGGAAAAAAUGUAAUAUAAGCUUAGGUCAACUUCGCCAAAAGAAAAAAAAAAUGUUUCGAUUUUCAAUUUUUUGAAUGUAUUUGUACAUAAAAAAAUAAUGUUAUUGGUAAACUUGUCACUUAAAAUUGAUUUUUACAUUUUUUUCGUAAAACCUACUUUUUGCAAAGUUUUACUUGUCACUUUUUGACAUCUAAGUAUCAAUAAGGAUAUUUAGACUACGUCCCAUAGCAGCAACAUCACCAUCAAAAAGGCCUUUUACACUAUGUAACAAUAAAAACUUGUUUUUUUAAAUUAAUAUUAUCUCUGAAACUAGGCGAAUUUCAAAAAAGUUUAUAGGACAUUUUAUGUCUCUAAAUAUGAUCAGAAAUACGCUGUUAAAAUUAUUCGGUUUACUCAUGUUACACCGUGUAGAUAAUACUCCACAUUUCGCUGUCAAACUCAUUCUGGCAUAAUAGUUAUAAUGUAACACUCACUGUUUGUAAAAUUAUAACAGUUAUGUUAUAAUGUAAACUGUUAUUCAGGUAUAAGAGUAAGUACAUAUUUAUUUCUCAUAAUAGAAUUACACACUCACUUAUAAUGAGAAACAUUUAUUCAACGUGUUAUUAUAGGUAAUAUUGUGUAAUAAAAAUAACAUUCUUUAACUUCAUUGUGUUGAGGAAUGUUCUGUUAACUUAACAACAAUUUGCAAUAGUUAUGGUCCAUUUUGAAAAUAUUUAUUGAUCAUUAUUUGUAUUUAUAAAAAUCAUACUGAUGUUAAUUUUGCAAACUUUAUCUCUUGUAAUAGAUGUUUAUUAUUGACCUAAGAAUGUGUAUAAAAAUAUGUAUAAGUAAGUUAUGUAUGUAUAUAUAAGGAAAUAGUAGGUUCAGACAUUCCAAUGAUUAUAUUCCUCAUAUUUUAAAUAUUUUAUUGAGAUGCAUUAGUUAUGAUUUAGAUUUCCAUGAUAAAUAAUUAUUUUAUGUUUAUUAAAUAAUUUAUAUUUUUUCCUUUACAAUGAAGUAUUUUAACUUUUGUGAUAAUAAUAAAUACUGUAGAACAUUACAAUAGCUAAAAUAAGCGUAUUUUAUUAAUAGUAAUAAGCCGUUUAAUACAAAAUGUGACUACUUCAGCCAUUCCAAAGUUAGUUAUUAGAUAAUUAUAUGAGAUUAAUGACUAUUUAGAACAAUUCAUAAUAGAUUAAAAGAAAAGUGUAAGUUUUGACCACAAUGAAAAAAUAAUUAUUAAUAAAAAGUAUUAAUUAAUAGUUCGUACACGAAACUUUAAGAUCUCUCGCCCUUAAUGAUGUUAUAUUUCGAAAAUUUUCCAAAAAGUUAAAAAGUUUUCGGUUAGUUAUGGAAAAAAUUUAAUUCCUUUCGAUUUCUUUUUCAUACAAAAACUUGAGUUUUUAAAUAUUUUCUUGCGGAAUGUUUUACCGUUUUGGAAAGUUUCCGACACAACAGUUGCUGUGUUCGAACUCUGUGAUGGUUAAGAAAUAUCUUGAUAUGCUUUAUGUGAUUCCAACAUUCCUUUUUUUGUGUGUUGAUGUAUUAAAACGAAUACGUAAACUAUGUAUAAAUGUAUAAAUAUGAAAAAAAAAUGCUAAAUCUGGUAUUUUGCUUAUUAAAAUGAUGUGAGCUUCA